AUGAAACUGUUGGGGUCUGAAAGUGUGAGCAAGGCUACUGUGAGUAGAACUAUUGUGAAUCAAGGGUCAAUGCUUAAUGAAGCUCAACAAACUAGUUUAUGUAGGGAGUUUACUAGGGAGGAUGUUAAGGUUGCUCCUUUUGCAAUUGAUGAUAACAAAGUUGUAGGCCCUGAUGGUUUCUCUAGUGGUUUCUUUAUGAAGACUUGGAGUAUCAUUGGGAGUGAUAUAAUUGCUGCUGUGUUGGAUUUCUUUCAUACUGGGAAGUUGCUUAAACAGGUGGAUGCUACUACUCUUUGUCUCAUUCCUAAGUGUGAGCAGGCUGAUGAUGUGACAAAGUAUAGACCAAUUGCUUGUUGCAAUGUCAUGUAUAAAAUCAUCUCUAAAAUGAUUUGUUCUAGGUUGAAAUGUGGUUUACUUGCAAUUAUGAAGCCUGUCCAAAGUGCCUUUAUUGAGAACAGAAUUAUCAUGCAUAAUAUUUUUCUUUGUCAAGAUAUUAUGAAGAAUUAUUUGAGGAAAAGCCUUCCUGCUAGGUGCACCAUCAAAGUGGAUCUUCGAAAGGCUUAUGAUUCCUUAAACUGGGAGUUUGUGAAAGAAUUGCUCAUUGCGCUAAAGUUUCCUCAUCAAUUUGUUCAUUGGGUUAUGUUGUGUAUCACUUCUCCUUGUUUCUCUUUAAGCUUCAAUGGGGGUUUGUGUGGCUUCUUCAAGGGCAAGCAAGGUCUGCGUCAAGGUGAUCUCAUGUCAACGUUGAUCUUUGUUAUUGCCAUGGAGUAUCUUUCUAGGCUUCUUAAGAAGAUGAGUUUGAAGAAUAGUUUAUCCUUUCUUCAUAGAUCUUUUGAAGAUGUUUCUGGUCUGGCGGCUAAUGAUGAUAAAACAACAAUUUACUUUGGUUUGUUUGAGUUUGAUAGGAUGACUUUGGAAAGGUUGAAGAUUGAAGAUUUGUAUAUUGAAGAAGAAAUGAUUUCUUUCUAA
Molecule: messenger RNA, 969 nt
Organism: Beta vulgaris subsp. vulgaris (sugar beet)
Lineage: Eukaryota; Viridiplantae; Streptophyta; Magnoliopsida; Caryophyllales; Amaranthaceae
Exons: 3
Coding region: 1-969 (322 amino acids)
Source: RefSeq, a predicted model, not a curated record